AAAAACUGAAAAAAAAAUAUACUAAACUAAAGUUAUCACAAAGUAGAGUUAAAAAAAUUAUAUAUAACCAAAAGGCUCCUAGGCCAAAAAAAUUUCAGAUUUGUUAAUGAUAGAUAUUCGAUUACUUGUAUUCUUCCUUUCGGCUUGUCUCUUAGUCAUAAUAUAACGUUCAUUGAGUGUUUUAAGUCCAGUUUAAUCGACAACAAAUAGAAUAAUACUGAGAGUGAAUUCACCCACUACACAAUUUAUAAAAUGAGUAGCGAUUACGGUGGUCUAGGUAUAGUUCUAGAAGAGAGAGAACCGACAACCUCUCAUAUUCCAGAACAGUUACAUAAAAAUUCCAUAAGUUCCAUUACAACCAUAUCUACCUCGAGUCCUUUGGCAUCUGAACCAGUAUCAAGACGUCAGAGUCAGAAUAAUACUAAUACGAAUGAAAUUUUAUUAGUAGCUGAAAAAUUAAUUGGAACUGCAGCUACAAAUAUUGGUCCUGACCAAACUCAAAUACCUGAAGAUAUCUUAAAUACUACUCCCAUACUAGCAAAUGAACAUCAUAGUGAAAGUUCUACUACCAUUCAAGAGAAAUCAGCUAUUGAAACUGAAACACUUUUACCACCCUUACCUGAUGAUUCAUCUGAUCUCAUCACUCAUAGUACUACCCUUGUAAGACCAACAUUACAUGCUGAUACAACAUCUAUAUCUGCCAGUAAUAGUUUGGUAUCUCCAAUAACUGCUUCAGCACCUUUAUUAAGUAAUAGUGAAGAUAAUGAAAAUAAUGUAUUAUCAUGUCUAACCUCCAAUAAUACAACAGGUAAAGAUAACGGUGAUGCAUCAAGUUUACAACAAUCAGAUUUAUCAGAAUUUUUACAGAGAGAUCAACCUUUUUCAAAUUAUGAGUUAGAUUCACCAAGUCUUCAUCUUGACACUUCUAACUUUCAAAUAUUCCCAUCUUUAAACCAAUCAAAUAGUUCAUCAGUCAACGGUAGUGUCCCUAUUCUGACUAAUAACAGUAACAGUAACAGUAAAAUAUUAAAUUCAAAUACAAACACGAAUACAAAUUCAGGUAACAAUACAUCUCCUUUGAAAAGAUUAAAGAGUUUAAAGAAUGGGAUUAGAAAAUUAUCCUUAUCAUCCAGUAAUAAUAAUAAUUCAUCAAAUUCUUUGCCACCUCCAUCCGUUCCUCAUGUUUUAUCAGUAGUAUCUAAUAAAGGAAAUUCUCCUGCUAUUAGACCAUUAGUUACUCCUUUACAGGAUGAAUUUGCAGCUCCAUUAGCUCCCAAUCAUCACAGUAAUCAGCAUUCUCAUUCUUCAACAUCCUCAUCCUCGAAUUCAAGUGUCACAUCAGGCUUAAAUCCAACUAAAGGAAAACGAUCAAGAACCUUAUCUAAUUCAGCAAUGUUGACUCCCGUGACACCACCACUUUCUUCUCCAAUCAUCACAAUUUCUGAGAAUCUUUCCGGUACGAAGCAAACAUUAUCAAAUAUUGAGCAGAAUUACUUUGAUGUUUUAAACUCAAAGUUCACAUCUACUGUAUUUUCUGGUAGUCAAAGAGAAAACCAUGCUAAGAUUGCUCAACAAUUAGAUAAUGAGGUAUCGUUUGAAAGUGAAGAUCGUAGAGGUAGAGUGAAUUCGAUUUCUGAGUUAACUCAAGCUGAUGAAUUGAUUAAUUUCGCUAACUACAUAAAUAAACAAAAGCAAUCAAUGAGUGAUGCUUUUGAUUUAACCAGAAAACAUCUAAUGGAAAGUGGAUGGUGUUCUGAUCAUGAUUUGAAUAAUUUACAAUUACAACAAGAUUCAUCCAUGAGUCAAUUAGAUACAAAACUAUUACAAGUAGAGGAGAAAUUGAAUCGAGAAUUUAGUAUUUCAAUAUUACAUGAUUCUAAUAAUGAUUCUAAUUCAUCAAUAUCAUCAACAUCUCCUAAGAAAAAAUUAAUAACUUCUAGAACCCGUCUUAAUGGUUCUGGUGGUGCUCAUAGUCCAAAUAAUAAUGACUUACCAAUAAGUCCAAGUUUAAAAGUUUUAGAAAGUAGAUGUUUUUCAUUUGCCGACAUUUAAUUCUUUUCAUAUAGCGAUAAUUACAUUUGCUAUUUUGCCAUGCUUUACGACCUUUCUAUUCAAUGCUAUAUUUUUUUAUAAAUUUUUAAUGUCAAUUGGGGGUUUUAAUUACUAUCCGGGGUUGGUAAGGGUUUUGCUUUUAUUUACCAACAUUUUUUUCUAAUUCAUUUCAUAAUUAUUUCUAGGGUGUUAAUCACAAGAGCCUUAAAAAGG
Molecule: messenger RNA, 2265 nt
Organism: Scheffersomyces amazonensis
Lineage: Eukaryota; Fungi; Ascomycota; Pichiomycetes; Serinales; Debaryomycetaceae
Exons: 1
Coding region: 253-2052 (599 amino acids)
Source: RefSeq, a predicted model, not a curated record